This is a messenger RNA of Adelges cooleyi (spruce gall adelgid), 1459 nucleotides long. Its product is annotated as protein IWS1 homolog. Bases 52 to 1104 code for a protein of 350 amino acids. NCBI's taxonomy places the organism in Eukaryota, Metazoa, Arthropoda, Insecta, Hemiptera, Adelgidae. The record is from RefSeq and is a predicted model, not a curated record. The transcript has 24 exons.
UACUAUAAAAUCAUUUUUAACACUUUUUAAUAAGUUUUGAAUAAUUAAAAAAUGUUUAUUAUGCGUGCAAAACAAGUUUUGGCGUUGUGUUUAAUAGUUUGUUUUUUUAAACAAAUAGUUUCUACACUCACAGAGAAACAGAAGGCGAUACAAGCGAUAGAAGAUGUAUUCAUAGAAGAGAUGAACGCCAUUGAGCACCAGAAAUCGGAAAAUAACACUGAGUACUACAGUAAGAUGAACGCCAUUGAGCAUCAGAGAUUGGAAAAUAAUGCUGAGUACUACUAUAAGAUGAUGGCCGUUGAGCACCAGAGAUCGGAAAAUAAUGCUGAGUACUACAGUAAGAUGAACGCCAUUGAGCACCAGAAAUCGGAAAAUAACACUGAGUACUACAGUAAGAUGAACGUCAUUGAGCACCAGAGAUCGGAAAAUAAUGCUGAGUACUACAGUAAGAUGAACGCCGUUAAGCACCUGAGAAAGGAAAACAAUGCUGAGUACCACAGUAAGGGAACGUCAAUACUUCAAAAGAAAUUGCAAAGUCUUCGACGCCUAGAAGGUGAAGAACCACAAAUUAAUCUCCAUGCAGAAGAUAAUGUUGAAAAUUCCAAAGGUGAUGACUCCCAGAAUGAGAAAGGCAAAAAUGUUAUGAGCCUAGACCACGAAGCCGUAACAGAUAAUCACCCACCGACUGAUAGCGUUGAAGAUAAGGUUGAAGAUGCCAAAGAUGAUGAUCACCAGAAUGAGGAAGGCAAGAAUGUUAUGAGCCUAGACCAAGAACCCGUAACACAUAAUCUCCCACCGACUGAUAGCGUUGCAGAAGAUAAGGUUGAAGAUGCCACAGAUGAUGAUCACCAGAAUGAAAAAGGCAAAAAUGUUAUGAGCCCAGACCACCAACCCGAAACAGAUAAUCACCCACCGACUGAUAGCGUUGCAGAAGAUAAGGCUAAAGAUGCCAAAGAUGAUGAUCACCAGAAUGAGAAAGGCAAAAAUGUUAUGAGCCCAGACCACCAACCCGAAACAGAUAAUCACCCACCGACUAGAGGCGUUGAACGUUUGCGGCAUAGAUUGCCGAAAGAAGAAAAAAGAGACGUUUGUAUUUUAUCGUAAGUGACCGGAUACAAGCAUACAAAUACUAAUUUUUGUAUUUAAAUAAAAAUAUACAUAUACUAAUACCUAUUUAAUUUGUGUAUGUAUAUUAACAUAACUGGGACAUGAUGGCAUUUCACCAUCGUUUCUUUACAUUUCACUUAUAUUCUAUUUUAUUAUUAACCGUAAAAAUAAUUAUAUUAUAAAAAAAAUUGUAUUUCUUGUCGUGAAAAAAAUAACACAACCAGCCUUACAUAAUUAUAACACAAGGUCUGAAAAUCUAAUAUUUUCAAAGUUACACCGUAAAAUACUGUAUCAGCUACCUAUCUGUUAAUUGGAUUAGGUUUGUAUGAAAAACUCCCCAAUUAAAUUAAGA